AUGAAGCUUCGAAUCCCGAAAAAGGAUCGGACACACAGCCGACAUCAAGAAGUUCUCAAUAAGGCUACUCCACUCUUGGUGCAUUUGUUGAUGAUUGGCUCUGUUGGACUGUAUGCAGUAUUGGGAGCAGUGAUUAUGAGAAGAUUGGAGUCCCGAUCACUGGCUGAGAUUCGCACUGAAGUCGAGAGUAAAUGGGCAAAUGUACCUGAUGAAACUUCAAAGCACCGCCGUCGACACACCCUCGAAAUCGAGAAUAUAUUGGACACUUAUGAAGAUGGUGAAGAGAGUUCUCGUCAAAAGAGAGCUGCAGCUGAAGUGAUGAGAAGUCGAAAAUGUGUGAUCGCUGUGAUUAAACAAAUGCGUGGCAAAUGCGAUUUUGCAUCAGUAGAUGUGAGUAUGAUUAAAGAAUUGGACAAAUGCUAUCAUGUUGCCGUCGAGCACGCAACUCACACAAAAGAUGUGAUAUUUAAGAAUAGUGCGGAAGAAGUUGAAUCUGUGGCCGAAGAGUUGGAAGAGGUUUUACCGUGGUCAUUCAUGGACAGUCUACUCUUUGCUUUCACCGUCAUCACAACUAUCGGUUACGGUAAUGUUGCUCCCCGUACAUUUUGGGGUCGUCUUUUUGUGAUUCUCUAUGGUUUGAUCGGUAUACCGUUUACUCUUCUUGCGAUUGCCGAUAUGGGAAAAUUUCUCUCCGAAAUUAUGUACGCUGUCAUAAAGAGAUGCUCAAAAUUUAAGAGACGAUUGAAAGAAAUGCUCUCACGGAAAGAUCGAAAACAAUACGAUUUCAACAAAUUGAAUGGAGGAUUGGGGAAAAGUGGAGGUGAUGGGACGCCGUUGAGUGAGAAGACCACAAGUAUUGAAGAGGUUGUCAAAGCUGAAGAAGGACAAACAAUUAUAUCACCAGAAGAUGAUAAGGUAUCCGUCUCUUCAGACGAAGAAGCCGAUGACAGUCAAGCUCUUCCCCUAUUCAUUCUAUUUAUUCUGUAUAUUGGACUUGGUGCUCUUUUAUUAUGCCAAUACGAGCCAGAUAUGGAUUUCUUUAAAGCCGUUUAUUUCAAUUUCGUCACAUUGACUUCGAUUGGACUUGGUGAUAUUGUGCCAAGAAGUGAGACGUUUAUGGCUGUAACAAUCGUUUAUAUAGCGAUCGGAUUGGCGUUGACUACAAUCGCUAUUGAAAUCGCUGCUGAUACCCUUAAGAAGUUGCACUAUUUCGGGCGAAAGAUCGAGAAUGUAGCCAAUGUUCCGAUUUGGUUUGGAGGGAAGAAACUCACAAUGAAGCAAUUGGUGAGAAAUCUCGGUGAUCAGUUCAAUCUCCCGACAACAGCGAUCAAAAAUCUCGAUCUGGAUACAUUUGUCGACAAUGCGAUUAAAGUUGAAGCAGGAGAACUUGAGACAUUGAGGCCUCCACCUUUUGAACCCGAACAGGAAGUCGACGAUUUUGCUGACAAUAUCGAGGAUCUAGUGUCGAUUGAUGAGAAAUCAAUGGAUGAAUGGAAGAGAGAUCCAACUCCACCACCAACACCGCCUGGUCUCACUCCACCACAAUCACCAUCUCCACCACCAUAUGAAGAAACGAGUGAAGAAGAGAUCCCCGAUCCACCCACACCACCGCCUCUCCCAGAGCCAGAGCCGGAGCCAGAACCCGAGCCAGAACCCGAGCCGGAACCCGAGCCAAGUCCUGAGCCUUCUUUGAAAACACCAGAACCUUCUCCAUCUCCUCCUCCAAAAACUCCCACACCCGAACCAUCUCCUUCUCCACCAAGAGAACCCACUCCACCAAAGAGUCCCACUCCUCCACCAAGAGAACCGACUCCAGAGCUGAGAGAGCCAACUCCUGAACCGACUCCAAGAGAACCCACUCCUGAGCCUGAACCCGAGCCCGAACCCGAGCCUGAACCUGAAGAAGAAAUUCUCCUGCCACCCGAACCUCGAAAACAACCAAAGAAGAAAACGUUGACAGCCGCGGAAUUAGCCGCACAAAAGAGGAAAGCUUAUAGUGAAGAUGCAUGGAGAAGAUAUCAAGAAUAUCAAAAUCAAUGGAAGAAGUUCCGACAGACGAAAAAUCAGCCAAAACCUCCACCGAAUCCUCGAGCAUCGAGUGGAAGUCGAGCCUCAACGGCUGGCGGAGUCAGCACUACUUCUUCUCGUCCCGGUUCAUCAACAUCCUCCCGUCCUGAGGGUUCUCGUCGUGGUUCUCGUGCUCCAUCACCCGAAAGUACCAACUCUUCACGCAUAUCU
Molecule: messenger RNA, 2238 nt
Organism: Mesorhabditis belari
Lineage: Eukaryota; Metazoa; Nematoda; Chromadorea; Rhabditida; Rhabditidae
Source: the annotation of a GenBank genome assembly